This is a messenger RNA of Rotaria sp. Silwood2, 516 nucleotides long. NCBI's taxonomy places the organism in Eukaryota, Metazoa, Rotifera, Eurotatoria, Philodinida, Philodinidae. The record is from the annotation of a GenBank genome assembly.
AUGUGUGUAUUAUUGAAUGAAUUGAUACUUUCAAUUGAAAAUAAUUCGAAAUGUAAUUUGUAUAAACCAUUUUUGUUUAUAGAAUAUGAUGAACGAAACUUUCAUUGUUGGGCAUAUCGUUAUUAUCUUCUUGAACGUCUUUGUCCAUCAUCAUCAUCUGAAUUAGAAGGAUUUUAUGAAAAUGAAUUAUCAUUUCUUCGUUCAACAAUUGGUAUUAAUUUAUCAAAUUAUUCAGCAUGGCAUUAUCGUUCAAAAUAUUUAGAUAAACUUAUUGAUCAUAAUCCAUCUCGUCGUACUUCUCUUUUAUCAAGAAUUGAAUCAAUUAAUGAAGAUGAACAUAUUAAACCAUUAGAAGAACUUGAUGAUAUUGAAUCAAAUAAUAAAUGGUGUAUGUUAGCUUUAUGUCAAUUAUGGAAAGAAAACAAUUAUAAAAAUGAUAAAAGAAUUAAUUAUUUAGAACAAUUAGCCAAUCAAAUUGAUCCCGAUCGAGCACAAUUUUAUAAAGAUCAAAUUUAA